Molecule: messenger RNA, 8011 nt
Organism: Leptopilina heterotoma
Lineage: Eukaryota; Metazoa; Arthropoda; Insecta; Hymenoptera; Figitidae
Gene: osp
Product: protein outspread-like
Exons: 15
Coding region: 52-6402 (2116 amino acids)
Biological process (GO): actin filament organization
Cellular component (GO): actin cytoskeleton
Molecular function (GO): actin filament binding
Source: RefSeq, a predicted model, not a curated record
AUAAAAUUGAAGAAAAACGAGCCGGAAACUGUUCCACAAGCAAGAGUUGACAUGACACGAGUACUAGAAGUUGCUGCAGCCGAGGAUAUCACUGGACAUCCUUACAGCCUUGCGGUGACCUCUCCAGAAGGCGUCACAUUUGUCAAGGGUACCUGCCGCGAGGAAACGCGUUGGUGGACCGAAGUUCUUCAAGUUUACUCGAGAAACAAGGGUCGUCAUAAAAGGAAUGCAACUUUUCCCGGUGGGCAAAGUACUAUUCUUCAAGUUACGCCAACCAUUCGAAGUAAUACACCCAAUCCUCCACGUCCGAGGUUUAACAGCACCUCUUGGAUUCAGGAAUCAAGUGGCGCAGAUUUGAUCACUUCCAGCUUUUCUUCAAUUUCUGGAUCACCCUCCGUUAACAGCACUCAUGGUUUGAUAAAAAAUUCUACAAAUUCUUUACUAUCGAGUACUCUCAAUGGUGGUACUGAUUCUUCAUGUGAUGGGUCUCUCUUAAGAGCAAAUGUCUCGCCGUUGAGAAAUUCCAAUUUUGAGAAUGGCAAUAUUCAUUCUUACGUCUCGUCUACCACUAAUUCAAUUAAUGGAAAUUCUUCCGGCAUUGCAAACGCAACGGCUUCCGUGAACACAUUGACAGCUAUUGUUUUGACAACUUCACCGACUGCAUCUUCUUUGCUAAGUGGACCCGAGAAGCCGCCAAUUGGUCCAUCAGAAAGUAGAAAUUAUAAGGACCAACCAGCUAGCAGUGCCUCCCCACCAACAAGGGAUAAACUUCGGGCGGAGGAUAAGGCGAGACGUAGAAUGCAUCAGCAGAACGAACGUUGCUCUUCCACUUCGAUUAACUUUAAAGAAAAAUUAGAUGACGAUGCUUGUCGGAGAAUAUUUUUGGAACAGGAAAGAGAACGAGAGGGAAAAUUAAGAGAUAUUGCUGCAUCUUUGACACAACCGAGGGUGAGGAGAAGCAAACCUAGAACCUCAGAACCAACUAGAGAUGUUGUUGAUGCAGUAAAUAAUACUCAUCAAGACAAAUUAAUUCGAGGAGAUCCUGAUGGCUGUGGUCUUGAUAUAUCCGGUACAAGGUACUCGCCUACCUCUGAAUUGCGAGUUGAUCUUCCAGCUGAAGAUUUAUUAAAUAUUAAAAAAGGCUGGUUAUUAAAGCAAGGGCUUAACAAGGAAUGGAACAAGCACUGGUUCGUUCUGAGAGGAUGUGGAUUGAUGUAUUAUCGAGAUCCUAGCGCAGAAGAUAAAGGAAUUAUGGAUGGUGUCAUAGAUCUCAAUACUGUAACUGCCGUCACUUUGGUGCAGGGUGUUCGGAAUUAUGGCUUUCAAACAGUUACGUGGGAUGAUCGUGGCACUACUAUUUUGUCUGCAAUAACCGGAGGUAUCCGAUCAGGUUGGAUGUCGGCUAUUAGACGUGCAGCUAAUCUACCAGAUCCAGAAUCAAACGUCGACUCGCACGUCUGUCAGGACAACCAACAAGAUGUUAAUCCUCAAUCGCCAACUGCCUCGAUCACUGAACGGGAAAGGGACUCGAUCAUUCCCUCGACCCCGUUGACCCCUCGAUCAGUUUUAUUCUCCUCGGACGAGGAAUAUCGCACAGCGUCCGAGGGUGGACGCCGAGAGUCCGGCGAUUGGUCGGAAAUGCCGGUGUCACCACCGCUCACGAGGAACGGGGAAUGGUCCCUCGCUUUGAAAGGGUCCAACUGGUCGGAUUCGACGAAACACGAAUGGUCCGAGUUACCACCUUCCCCGCCGUUGACGAGGACUGCGUUGUCUCGCGUUAAAGCAAGAUCGCGCUCGAGUUCGCGAUCGAGGGUCUACAAACGGAGCAGAAGUUCACCGCCAAGUUCGCGAAGAAGCACUCUUGACAGUGUGCGUUCAGAAGAUUUGAUGAUGGCUUGCUGUGAAUUGGGCGAGGACGAGGAACAAGCCAGCGGUCACAUUCAGAGCAACAACAAUGACAAUCCGCUGAUUGUUGAACUGCUUGAGAAUCAAGUAACGAUGCUGAGGGAUCAGCUCGACAAAAAUCAAUCGCAUCCAAAUACAUUGCUAGUCAUUAUUGAGCGUCAGGAGAGCGAGAUCGAGGAUUUGAAGUCACAACUGAAUACGGCACAAACGGAAAUCGUCAACUCCGAGAAAGAACUGUCGAGGCUCAGACAGCAAAAGGUCGAAGCCAAUAUGAGGGAAACACAAAUUGAGGAAUUGUUGGAUACAAUUCACAGAACGGAACAAAUGAGGGAUAAGGAUUUGGAGGAUUUAGAGAAAAUGAAAAAACUAUAUAGUCGAGAUAAAGAGGUACUCGAAUGCAAAUUAUUGGAGACCGAGGUUAUUUUACGAGAAACCACAGAGAGAUGUGAAUUGAUUACAAAUGAACUUUCAUCCAGUCAUAGAACUGUUGAGCGUCUUCAGGCGGAGAUAACGGCUUUAAGCGACAGGUUAUCGCAAGGGAUUGAAGAAAAUGAAAGACUGUACACGAAAGUUCGAGAACUGGAAGGAAAGAGCAGUCUCUCGGCAGCAAGAGAACGAGGAAAAAGUUUUGAUUCGCUAAGUGAUUUGACAAACAUCGAUCUCGAUUUAGAUUUGAAUGCGUUCGACAAGGAGCGAGUAAUGGAGGAAUACGACGAAUUGCGUGGCCGCUUUGAAAAAGCCAUAUUGGAAGUUCGUGCAAUGCGUAAAGAACUUCGAGAGGCACACGCUGCACAGGAUGCCCUUGAGCUUCAGGUUUUUGCGUUCAAACAAGAGUCGGGGCGAGCCAACGAUGCAAAUCAAGCGCAAAUGCAAUUAAUGGCCGCAAGGAUACAAGAUUUGACGAACAAACUCGCCGGGAGCGAGAAACAGAUGAGAACAAUGAAGCAGAAGAUGACCAAAGCCGAAACGAGGGACAAGAGACGAUCCCUCUCACUGAAGGGACGGGAGUCUUUUCAAAUUUCCCAAGAAGUCGAGGACAAACUCCUCGACCUUGAAAACAAGAUUUGCGCGAUCGAGCGCGGCAAAAGUAUUGCUUUAAAUUCGAAAGAACCAAGUCCUAACCCAAAGAAGGAACGAAGGCGGGAGCAUCGAAGCUUGGACCGCGCGAGGUUGCGGAGAAAAUCGUUGGACAGCGCAACCAACUCUGAGCCGAUGAAGGUGCUCAUUCGAUUAAGCACACUAGAAACGAAAGUGACCAAUGUUGCCGAGAAUUUGGCGAGCGACGCUGAGAAGGAUUCGAGCGAAUGUAGCGAAAUUAGUGCCUCAUCUACUAGUGAAGUGUCGCUCGAGGUUAUAUCGAGACUGAAGAAACUGGAGCGGGCAGUUGCAAAGUCAAAGCGACGACUGGAGAAGUGUCUGGGUUCCACGCAAGCCGAGGAGAAGGCUGAAAAGUGCCUUCGUGCCGUGAACGACAUUCUCGACACGUGUGUCGAAUGCAAGAAAAAUCAAGCCAACUCUCAGGUCACAGAGUCAGUAGGUGUUGUAGUAUCUAGGCUAGAAAUUAUUCUUAGAGAUAAGAUGUGCGAGCUAAUGAAGCGGCGGCAAGUGCUUGCGCAGGAUGGGCAGCUCAACGACAAAGAGAAGGCGAAACUGAUCGCCGAGAGAGUAGCAUUCGAGUGCGUGAUUCUCCGGCAGAUCAAGUGUGCAAUGUCGAGAUCGACGAACAAGAGCAUCGUCUUGAGCGAGUUGGUCGAAACUAGUCAGCUUAUUUCUAACUUAAAAUCUAAGAUUUAUGGAACUAAGCCCAAAACCUACCAAAACACAAGUUUUAUCGAUUAUCUCACAAGAAUUUUAGCCAAUAAGUUAUUGCUAGUUAGUGGCACGACGAAAUCAACAACAGAGGUGCGGGAAGUCUCGGCUGCUCAAGCUGAGAGUCUCAAUUUUCUGCUUCAGAAACAAAAGGAAAUCAAUGAGAUCAUGCGACGGUUCAAGGACGCCAAGUUGAAGCAUCUCGCCGAAGCUUUGGCAACAGAAACGUUGAGUUUGUCCGAGCAGGAGGAACUCAAUUGUCAAAUUAAUCAGGACGAGAGAAGAGAAAGCAAGUUAGUUGAAGACAGAAGAAUCCGCGAGGCCUGGGCACUGGCCCAGGAAACGGUCAGCAAGGAACUCGUGCAGGCGGAGAUUUCGCAUUUCAUCAUGCGCUGCGGACAACUAUACGAACAAAAUAUCACGUCGUUCACCGACACCUGCUUCAUUUUCGACACAGCAGACAACGUUGUCUUAGAAUCAUGGGCUGACAAAGCGCAAGUCAAGUUGCGCGAGGAGAUGGAAUACUCCAUCGAAGAACUGACCGGCAUCUACGAGGAGUGUCUCAGGCGAAUGAAAAUGAGUAAAUCGAAAUUGGACACCAAGAACGAGUCGAGAGAGUUGCUGACGGACUACGCCGAUGUGGUGGCGCAAAAGGCGCUGAUCGACGCUCGAAUCUUCUUGCUUCAGGAGAACUCGAGGCAAAAGUUGACGUUCACGGGAAAGACCUUUGUUUCGAGUCUCAUUCAACAGGAGGAUAUUCUCUCGAGCAUUCUCGAGGCGGACUGCAUGUUGGAGAGCAAUCCGAUUCUUGAUUCCGAAUACAUCUACCUCUAUCAGCAGUUCGCAAAGGAGUGCGAGGAGAAAAUCUCCGUCAACAAUCGCAGCAAGGAUCAGCUGAAGAAUGUCUCACACUUGUUGAUCGGCAUGGAGGAAGAUAUUGCGAGUCUGAAGAUGUGCUUCCGGGAAAUCGAUUGGCCGAAAUCUAAUAUUGUGAUCUCUGACUGGAACAGCGUUUGCCACAAGUGCUCGGAAUUAAAGGAACAAAUCAAGCGAAUCGGCGAUUACAUGAAAAGUGCCUCGUGUAAACAGUGUGAAAUGCUCCAGAGUAGAAUUCACAGAAUGAGUGCAGAUCACUCCCACGAAUUGAAAGAAUUGCAAAGAAACCAGGAGCAAGAUUUGAUGGACAUCAAGGGAGAAUGGGACAUUCAGAGACAUUCGAUGACUUCGCAGUAUGAACUGGAAGCAGCGAGUCUCAGGGAGAGGGCCAGACUACUAGAGAAUCGUCUCAACGAAAUGGAUUCGGAACAUUCGGCUCAUGUUAAUGAACUAAGGUCUGCUUAUCAACGAUCAGUGACCACGGACUUGGAUGCUGAUGCUGAAACGAGAAAGAGGUACAAAGAAGAGAUUAAGCAACUUCGGGCGCUUUGCGAAAAAGGAUUGUUGGCAAUGGAAAAUUCACAUCGGCGAAUCUUGUCUGAGAUGGAAGAGAAGCAUAAGCAAGAAUUGGAGAGCUUGAGAGUCGAAAAGGAGCAGGCGCUUUCGGAAGAAACACAGGCUACUCUGGCUGCUCUUGACGCUAUGAGGAAAGCUCACGAACAUGAGGUGCAAAAGGAAAUUGCCAAGUUUAAGCAGGAAUUUAUUAAACAGGUUCAAGCAAGGGAGGACAUUGGAAUCCUUCACAAGGAACAUGAGGUAGAGAUGGAAGAAAUUAAGCAAGAAAUUUUGUCCCUCUCAUCGAAGUAUUCAUCAAAAUGUGUCGAGUCCGCAGCGCUUGAAGAAAAAGUAGGUUGUCUAACGAAGCAAGUAAAUCAGGCACAGCAACACAUCAAACAAUUAGACGCGCGGAACAAACAACUUCGGGCCCAUUUGGUUCUUGAAACAAACGACACGAGCUUCAAUGAAACAUUGCAACUUUUGCGAGGAAGAGAAAAGGAAAUAACCGAGCAAAGAGAGGAAAUUCAUCGUUUGCAGCAACAGCUUAAGCAUGGGGACUCUCAUGAAUCGUCACGGGUGACAUCAAAAUCCCCACCAUUAAGCUACUUGACAGCAUACUCACCACAGAAAGUCAAAUCUAGUCAAGAGUCGCUUCGUGCAAAUAAUGAAGAGCGGAAGUUAGGCAACAAACGCCAGAGUAACUCCUUACUGUCGCUAAAAAAGUCACUCUCGCCUGACAAGUCGUUUUCGUACAAACUCGAGAGAAUAAAAUCCAUUUCUUUGCCUUACACGAACUGCAAUUUCGUGAGGUCGGAUGGUAGUAGCUCUGGCGUUUUGUCGCAAGAUAGAAAUGAAAGGGUGGUCCAAAAGAGUCAAGAACGAAAUGGUCUCGCUAAUCCUCUGUGGGACAGACUGCGGUCAAGGAGUGGUCUUUUACAUCAGUAUCAAGGUGGCACAACAGCGAAGCGAGUCAACAACUCUAGUAGCCAGUGGCAGGAGAACAAGCAAACUAAAAAGCAGCAACAAUCGGAGACAUACACCCUCCAUUCCGACAUUGGUAACGCAUCCCGCCUCAACAAGGAACCCUCAGCUCUCGUCAUUGCAGAGUUGAUGAGGUCUCCUUCGCUGAGGUGGCCUGGCAGGAGUUGUCGUAGCCUGCCCACAACACCUAUCCCGAGCCACCAUCAUCCCCUCUACCCUCCACUCCCUGCAGUGGGUAUGGUUGCUGAGAGGAAAAAACGUUUUGAGCUCUAACAAUUUGCUGAGAUCAAUAAUCAAGUUAAAAAUGAAAAAGAAUUUCAACAAACACUGCCUUUCUAUUUCGAAAUAAUUUCAAGCUUAUUUCGAUUAAUGUAAUUGAUUUUGUUCCAGGAGAAUUUUCAAAAUAACAAAUAAAUGACAGUAAAAAAGAAAUCGACAGUGGUGCUGAUCAGGUUGUCAAAAAAUUGAUGUUAUUCAAUUCUUUACUAUAUUUCAAAUUAGUUUUUCACAUUAAUAUUGAAGUCUGUCAUAAUUGUUUUUGUUUAUCAUUUCAUCUCGAAAUCUAAACUAUCGAAAUAGUUGAAACUAAAUGGUUUAACUUAAUGGUUCAAAUAUAACUUGUUUAUUUCAUUGAAUUUUGUCAAUAAAAAACAAGUGAACAUUUUUUAGAAUUUCACUACUUUUUGUGAAUUAUUCUUUCAAUUGUAAAUUUCAACUAUUUCGCUUGUGGGAUUUCAGGCAGAUUUUAGAUUUGAGAUUUAUAAAAAAAAUUCUUUCCCUUUGGUGCAAAUUCUUUAAGAUAAACUGUUAUUGUUAAGUUUGAAUCCUUAUCAAAUGAUCUUGAAGAAUAAUUACUUAUCACAGACAUUUGAUCAGAGUCUCGUAUUGUUUUAAAGUCUUCCCCUAUUGAAUAUGUUUAUAUUGUAAACAUAAUCUAAUGAAAACUAUUAGCUUAUUUUGUACCGUAUGUAAUAUAAGAUUCAGAGUGUGAGUGAGAUAGUGCAAGUUUUGUUAUUGUAAAUUUUGUUACGUACAACUUUUUGGGCAACUAAAGGAAAUUCACACAAAACCCAAGCAAAAUACCAAACAGUGUGCAAUCUUUACUACUUAAUUUUUCGGAUCAUGUAUUUUUUGGGCAUUAUUUAUUGCAUAUAUCAUAAUAUGCUUCUUCUUUGCUGAUCUGAUGAAAUUUUUUUAACUUUACAUUGUUUCAAUGUUUAAUUGUCAAGUAAAGAAGAGGCAGGAAAUGAGUCAUGUACACAAGUUUAUUUCUAUCUGUAAAGUCUUCUUUCUCUGUUUUAUUAUUAUUUUUUUAAUUAUAUUUAUGGCACUCAAAAACUCUUUAUUAUACAAAUGUGAAAUAUGAAUUUUUAUUAUUAGUUUUUAUUAUUAGCGUUUUUGAGGAUUUACAUUUUUGGAAAGUGAGAUAAAAAUUUGAAAGUCUCAUUUUUGUUAAAGAAAAAAAAGAAUUUAUUAUAUUCUUGUUUUUGAAUGUCACUCUUGUUGUGUAUAGAUUGUGUAAAUUUACUGUGUAUCAUUUGUAAUCAUUGUAAUAUUACAAUUUUUUUUCUUUUAUAUAAGAAUGAAUAAUUAUUCAAAUGUUAAUAAUGUAUAGUUUAUUAUAUUUUAUUAGUUUAAGAUUAAAUAGCCCAAAUUAACCCCCAUCCAUAUUGAAUAGAUUGUUUAUACAUAAGUAAAUAAAUAUAUAUUAUAUUAUUGAUAUGUAAUUGCGACUCGUUCCUAGUGGCGACUUCAAGAUUCAUUACUUAUUUUGUAGAAUAAUUGCUCAGGAUUGUUUAACGUUUAUAAUAUAUUACAAUCAUAAUAUUAAAUUUGUAUUAUAAUUUAUAACACGUUUGAAAUAAAAUUCAGUAACCUUUUA